Molecule: messenger RNA, 912 nt
Organism: Talaromyces rugulosus
Lineage: Eukaryota; Fungi; Ascomycota; Eurotiomycetes; Eurotiales; Trichocomaceae
Exons: 5
Coding region: 1-912 (303 amino acids)
Cellular component (GO): cytoskeleton
Molecular function (GO): actin filament binding
Source: RefSeq, a predicted model, not a curated record
AUGUCUUCAACCAUCACCGAAACUGCGACUCCAGUCGUCACAGUGGCAGACGACCAGGUAAGUAACCUGCCCUCGUUUACACGCGCAGAAGACGAUGCCUCGUAUCAGGCUGUUGCUCGUGGAAACCGGGCAGGGACACUGAAACUGCGCGGGAUCCCUGUGCACAAAGACGUGUAUGCGCAGAGACUGUGGAUGAAACAGCAUAUGGCGGCGGCUUUUCGCUUCUUCGGAAAACAGGGAUAUGGGGAAGGGGCUUCUGGCCAUAUCUCGAUGAGAGAUCCUAUCCUCAAAGAUCAUUUCUGGAUCAACCCGCUCGCAAAGCACUUUUCGCUUAUCAAAGCAUCGGAUCUGGUCUUGGUUGACGACGAGGGUUUUGUAUGCGAGGGUGGAAACCAGGCUGUGAUCAACGAGGCAGGUUUCAUGAUUCACUCCGAAAUCCACAAGGCUCGCCCCGAUGUGGUGGCUGCUGCUCACACCCAUGGAAUUUACGGCAAGACGUGGAGUGCGUUCGGAAAGCCUGUAGAGAUGCUCACUCAAGAUGCCUGCAAUCUGCACGGAAAAGUGAGUGUUUACGAGGAACACGGCGGUAUUGCACUCGCCCAGGAAGAAGGACAGGCCAUUGCCAAGGCUUUGGGAGACAACAUGGCUUGUAUUCUGCAAAACCACGGGCUGUUGACUGUUGGCAGCACUGUCGACGAGGCAGCUUUUCUCUUCUUUAGCCUAGAUCAAGCAUGCCAUUCCCAACUUUUGGCCGAAGCAGCUGCAGCAAAUGGCGUCCCCAAGAGGAUUAUUCCUGACAACAUUGCUCAAUACACGGCGAAAACAGCCCAGAAUGCGAAUAAUCUAUACAUGGAAUUCCAGCCCGAAUUUGAGCUUAUUGUCGAAGAAACCAAUGGCAGAGUAUUGGAGUAG